AAGAUGUCAGCAUGACCAACGGGGCAGUUAAAUAUUACCAACCUCCGAACAAUGUUAAUACCAAAUGAUACUGAAGUACCCAUAGUCGAUCCGUCUGUUGCUCAAGGUGGAACGGAUGAUACAAGACUAAAUAUUGUCAACCUGAAAUCAGAGCUUCAAGAAAUAGCAGGAGAUGAUGCUACAAUCAUUAUUGAUAAACGAUUGCAUCCUAGUUUGGAUCAAUUACUUUUUACCGAAAAAAUACAAGAUAUAUCAGCAAUCAUCAGCGUUGUAAAAUGCGCAUCCUAUUUAUAUGAUAUGAAUACUGUAUCAAUGACCUUAAGUGACACUAUAGCUUUAGCCGUUUUGGAAAGAGGAUGUCCAAGACCUACUUUCGAUGUUGGAGUAGGAAUUCCAUAUAUCACAAAAACGUAUGACAUCGUGCCUUUACUUGUGGACCUGAGAAGUGACAACAGACUCAUUGAAAAAUGGGAUGAUAUAGUUAUACUUUAUGAUGAUACUAUAGAUCUCAAUUCCCUGGAGACAAUUGUGAGCAUGUUACAAUCAACUGGAACGAAAAAAAGAGCCACCACUUUAACAUUAUAUGGCGUAUGCCGAGGAGAACUAAUAUGUGAAGAUAUGACAACUGUGAUUCGAGAAUGUCUUACUCCUUACAUAGCAUCUGAUUCGCAGAAAUAUUUCAUGGUGCUGUCAAGAGAAAAAACUUUUAGAAAAAUUAUUGACCAAGCAAAAAAACUUACCAUGAUGGAGGCGGAAAGACAUUGGCUAUAUAUUGCUACCGAAGUGCCAAAUGACGUAGAGUUUGUAGAUGAUAUUACAAAUUUACCCCCUGAAUGUAAUAUGGCUUUAGUUUAUCCUGUAAGCCCGAAGCCUGAAGAAGAAGGCUGUUUGAAACCAAAAGGAUGCCAGCCAAGUCUAAUUUUAAAGGCGUAUGUUACAGCCAUUCGAGAAUUGAUUCAAAAAGGGCUGUACGAUAUGACUACCUCUGAAGCUAAAUCAAUGACAAAAUCAAAAAUACGUAGUUAUACGUUAGAGAAUUUGAAGAAAGAGACUGAUUGUGGUGGUUGUUUUAUGGCAAUGAUUAAAACAACAGCAUAUCUCAAGCCAAAGACUGAAACAGCAGAAGCUCUAAGUGAUUAUGAAACUGUUGGCACUUGGAGCUUAUUGGGUGGUAUUCAGAUGAAUGGACCUCUUUACCCUCUAAGCACCGGAAAUUUAAGAGGAAAGCUGGUUAGAAUAGGCAUCUUUCAUUCUCCUCCAUGUGCAGUUAUCCAUGAAGAUGGUCCAAAAACUACGUACAGUGGAUUAGCCGUUGAUUUCAUCACAGCUUUAUCAGAUGAGAUGAAUUUUACGUAUAAUUUCAUCGCUCCACCUGAAGAGCAAUCUGGAUAUAAGAAAAGGAAUGGUGAAUGGACUGGAUUAAUAGGACAAAUAACACGAGGGGAAGUAGAAUUUGUUGCCCACUGCUUUUUCGUGACACCGGAGCGGCUCGAAGCAGUUAAUUUUACACAUGCAGUAGAUAUAAUGGCUUACACAUUUCUGACGAAAAGACCAGAACAAGAACAUAAAUAUUUAUUUUUAGCACCAUUUACAAACGAUACAUGGCUUUGCGUUUUUAUUACUGUAUUGAUCGUCGGACCAGUAUUAUGGCUUGUUCAUCGAGCAAGUUAUUACUAUAGGUUUUACAACUUAGUUGAGAAAGGUGGUCUUUUUGAUUUUAGCAAUUGUGCGUGGUACGUAUUUGGUGCUAUUGUUCAGCAAGGUGGAAUUCAUUUACCACUCGCAUAUUCAGGACGUAUAUUAGUUGGUUUUUGGUGGCUAUUUGUAAUAGUCACCGUAGCAACAUACAGUGGAAAUCUUGUUGCUGUUUUAACAUUCCCGAAAAUAAGGAGUCCAAUCAACACGUUUGAAGAUCUAUUAGCAAAUCAAAGAAGCAUUAAAUGGGGCGUUCUUGAAGGUGAAGGACUUAUUGAAAAACUAAGAACUUCAACAUCAGAAACUUAUAGAAACGUUGGAAAGCGAUUGGUUAUUCUCAAACAAGAUGACAAACCAAAAUGGAUGAAGAAAAUAAAAGAUAAUGAUCUCGUACUUAUAGCUUCAAGAUUUGAACUGCUUGAAAUAAUGGGUAAAUCAUACAAUGAAACAAAUAAAUGUUAUUAUGCUGUUGGUGCUGUUGAUGUUCAUGCAGAAAGCGUCUCACUAGCAGUUCGAAAAAACUGGCCAUACUUAGAGCAUGUAAAUUCUGAGGUAGAAAGAUUAUUUGAAUGUGGCAUUUUUCUAAAAUGGAAAAGAGAUGCUUCUCCACCUGAUAAUGAAUGUACAUUGGCAUUAAAACCACAAGCAGGAGAUACCAGAGAAAUUAAUGUUUCUCAAAUGGUUGGAUCUUUCUAUAUUUUAAUGUUUGGACUAUGUGGCUCAAUUCUUUUCCUAAUGUCAGAACUUGUUUACAUUUUAUGUCGAAACAAAGGACAUUUCCCGGCUAAUAUGCGUGUUAUGCAUUCAAAGAGAUCCAAAUUUAUAAUUCCCUUCCUGAAUGCAGGAUCCCAAAAAAUUAAUAAAAAAGAUAACUUUAUGCAAUCUAGAAUGUAUCCUGGUAUAAGAGAUCUUGAUAAAGUGAAAAACAGAAAGCAGAAAAAGAAUGCUACUUCAUUUAGCAAUGGUACUGAUAAUAGAGGAUUCAGCAAGGAUGAGUGGAAUAAUCGACGCAGCACUAUGAAUUCCGACGUAAGAUUAGAUGAAUACGGACGAAGAGACAUCUAUAACAAUUACGACAGUGACAAUGCUGAAAGGACGAAUUUUGGAGGAGAAUAUACUAAUAACAAUUCGUUCGCAAUUAGAAGAAGUUAUGAGAAUGCUGAAAGAAACACUCAAGCUAAUGAGCAAUCAAGAUAUGGAAAUAAUGAUUCAUAUUUCACUUACGAAAAUGGGGAUCAUCAGCGUCAAUAAGAAAGAUGAUUCUCAAUGAAUAAUUUAAACAUAAUAUAUAUUUUUGCUUUAUACAAGACGCUUUGCAACAGCAUUUUUAUGUAAAGAAAUGUAAAGGCGUUGCACGCGGCGAAAAGUGAAAAAUUUAGAUUAGAUACUUGUUUAUAUGAAGCAUUGUCUUUAUAAAUAUUUAUCAUAAUUUUCUUUGUAAAACGAAGAAUUAAUAAAAUAUGCCUUUUUCACUUUC
Messenger RNA from Parasteatoda tepidariorum (common house spider), 3172 nucleotides. The record is from RefSeq and is a predicted model, not a curated record. Lineage: Eukaryota; Metazoa; Arthropoda; Arachnida; Araneae; Theridiidae.